CCUGGCUCCAGGACAGGGCGGAAGGCAGGAUAGACGGAGCAACGAGUCCCGCUGCCGCCGCGAUGUUGCAGCAUAGAGUCUCCUGGCUGCCUGGCCUACAGGCCGCCCCGAUUCAGCCGGAGGGCGUGGACCGGGCGGAGCCCUGCAAGGCGAGAAGGGACAUAGCGCAUGCGCGCGGCAGGGAGGGCGUCUCCAGGAGGGAGCGGCCUCUGCUCAGCGCGAGACGGUGGGGCGCCCAGUGGGACAGUGCUGGUGCGGAGCCUGCUUCCGGACUCCAGGUACCGCGCUUGGCGGCAGCUGGCCUCAGACUUCUGUCUUUUCAGCUGCAGUGAAGGCUUGGGGCUGCAGAAUUGCAACCUUGCCAAUGGACCUGAUCGGUUUUGGUUAUGCAGCCCUCGUGACAUUUGGAAGCAUUUUUGGAUAUAAGCGGAGAGGUGGUGUUCUGUCUUUGAUUGCUGGUCUUUUUGUUGGAUGUUUGGCUGGCUAUGGAGCUUACCGUGUCUCCAAUGACAAACGAGAUGUAAAAGUGUCACUGUUUACAGCUUUCUUCCUGGCUACCAUAAUGGGUGUGAGAUUUAAGAGGUCCAAGAAAAUAAUGCCUGCUGGUCUGGUUGCAGGUUUAAGCCUGAUGAUGAUCCUGAGACUUGUCUUGUUGCUGCUCUGAGCAUCUGGAGGAACAGAAAACUAAGUUCAUAUCAUCCUGCUGUAAUGGGCAGAGCACUUUUUUCGUAUUUAAAAGAUAAACUUCAAUAUGGAAUGCUAGAAACACAAAUAGCACUGUCACCUCUAAUAUGAACAUUAGUUUGAGGUAGUUUUUUUCUAAAGCAAAAAUUUUAACUGUUUUCUAAUUGUCAAGCACUAUUUUCAUUAAAAGUGUCUAAUGAAUCAUGAUACACUCUUCCAUUUGUUGUGUCUAUUUUUUAUAUAUUUGAUAUUUUUUGAAAAUUCCAAAUACUCAUGUCUCAAGUAAGCUGAAACUACAACUUGUCACAUAAAGGAAUUCUUAAGUGGAGUUCACAGAAUGCUAAUGUAUCUAUUUGUCAUUUGUGUUAUAUUUGAAAUUAUUAGAAAUUAUGCUUUUUCCAUUUUAAUUGUAUUGCUGCCAGUGCUAUUUUUUUCUUUAAAAAAUUUUAUUCUUAGCACACUCUUAUGUCCUAACUGAAUGUAUUCAGUAUUCAAAUAAAAGACAUUUUGGUUCAAA
This is a messenger RNA of Pongo pygmaeus (Bornean orangutan), 1201 nucleotides long. RefSeq names its product transmembrane protein 14A (gene TMEM14A). Gene Ontology annotation, biological process: regulation of heme biosynthetic process. Gene Ontology annotation, cellular component: mitochondrial membrane. The record is from RefSeq and is a predicted model, not a curated record. NCBI's taxonomy places the organism in Eukaryota, Metazoa, Chordata, Mammalia, Primates, Hominidae. The transcript has 5 exons. The coding region runs from base 365 to 664 and encodes 99 amino acids.